CAAGCAAACCCUCCCAACAUGGAGGGCUUUUAUCUCUUCCUCCUUCUGGUGGAAUUAAGUUCUCUUGUAGGAGGGGCAGUCGUUUACCCUUCAUUACAAUGGAACUUCAAAAAUCCUCAGUAAGUAUCCUCAUAUAGUAAAUGAUAAACUAGAGAAAGUCAGCUGACUGAAGCAAGGGAAAUGAAAAGCUAACAUUUGAUGUUAGCUCUUCAUUUCAUAUUUGGUAUUUUGUGCGUUUAAUUAGAAAACUUUCAAUUAUAAUUAAAAUUGCUAUUCCAUAUGGCUUACGCUGUUAUGGGUUAGGAGUGAGUUUAAAGAUAGAGUGGUCGCGAAAUUUUGCUGAAAGUUAGAUGUUAACGGCAAAGUUGACAUUCUUUUGGAAAGUGAUAUUGAAAUAUCUUACUGGAUUGAAAUGUUUCCACUAAUGUUUAAGUUAUUUUUGGUAAAGAUUAGAAUGUUAUAUUUUGAUAGACGACAAUGUUUGCACAGAAAGGUUAUUUCUGCGAGUUUUCGCAAUGUUUAAUGCUUGCUAUGUAUAUCCAGGGUCCCCAAGCAUGUUAAACAUUAAAACAAGACAACUCUUUUGUGUUUACAUUUAAAAGCUAGAAGUAUUUAAUUUACUUAAAUACUGACCUAACAGUAUUCGCCACAUUACAGGAAUACCAAUCAUUUUGUGAUAUUUUUACAAUACUACUUGCAAUGUGGCAAAAAACAAAAAGUUUCAGCAUUUUGAAAGCACUCCAAAAGGAAUGGUGACAGCACUUUGUGUAACACCCUGAUACUGAAAAUAAUCCUUUUAUAAUUUAAUACCAAGAAUCUAAUACCACUUACUGACAAAUUACAAAAGUACUGACAAUAUCCGCACAACAUGAAAACUAACAGAAAAAGUUAAGGAAUAUGUAAGAGGGAACAACCUUAUACUUAAGCCAGCAACUUUGGCUUCUCCAAAUUGAAACAUCUCUAGUUGGAGAUGUUUCACUUUGUCUGUGGGAUCCAGCUGCUACAAAAAUAAUUUUAUCAGAUGAAAUUCUGAUGAAUCUAUGUCUAAUACUGAAAUUACUAACAUGUAUGGCAACCCAAUGUACAUGUCACUAUGAUAAACCAUUAUUCACCAAAGUGCAGGGGAAUAGUAGUGAAUAUUUACUGAGCCACAAUGUGGCAAAAUAAAUGUCUACCACUUUCAUCAAUGCUAAGGUGAAUCAUUGUCUUAGUAUAUACCACACUGAAACCAAAAAAAAUAGUUUGUUUCAGCCAAUUUACCACAAAGUGGUCAGAAAUUAACCUUGUGAUGUAUAAAUUUAUCUAUUAGUUGCUGGGAAAUAAAAAAAGUAGUUGCUAAUCACUUCUGAACGUAUGUAUCAGCACUUGCAAAAAGCAGUGUGGUAUUUACUAAUGGUGACUAUUGAUUACUUCUAGGGAUAUAUGAGAAACUGUAACAGUGGUACUUUCCAGAACCUUACAGUCAUUUAGAUCUGUUUUGUAUCUAACCUCUCCUUUAGAUUUCAAGAGGGAAAGUUGCAUUUCAGUGUCCUGCCAGGUUCAAAACUGAACCUGAUCUGCCCUCAUGUAGCAGUAUCCUUUGUAGAGAUGGAUGACACAGAUAGCAUGCUCUAUUUUGAAAACGUUUGGAGAGUUGACAACACAAGCUACCAGACUUGUGAGGUUAAUACCACUGUAGCAGAGAACAAGAUGGUACUAAAGUGUGCUGAUCCUCGAAAGAUUCAAUUUACCACAGUAGUCUUUCAGCGUUUCAGUGCUGUUAAUUCCCUGGUAUUUGAGCCAGGAAGCACCUAUUAUUUUAUUUGUAAGUGUGUGAUGUUUUGA
Messenger RNA from Pocillopora meandrina, 1824 nucleotides. NCBI's taxonomy places the organism in Eukaryota, Metazoa, Cnidaria, Anthozoa, Scleractinia, Pocilloporidae. The record is from the annotation of a GenBank genome assembly.